AUGGCCACCUGUGACCCGGCACCAAGGUUGCAGGAAGUGGCAUGUUCUGGGCCUGUGGAAGCAGACCAAGUGAGCGCCAACAAUGCCAGGGACUGCCUGUCGUUCUGCGUGUGGGCUCGGCGCUAUCCACGUUGUCUGACGGUGAUAGGGCCCGGAGAGUCACGCACCAGGAUGCUUCUUCGCCUUACAUGUACCUUCCAGGAGGGCAGGCGAUGGGUAGUUGUAGCAGAGCAGCACGGCCGAUGGCCCAGAGACGAAGAGCAGGCCGUAAACCGCUGGGUUUCAAAGAGAGCCCCGAGAACCUCUCGCGAAGACCAAAAUAUUCGAAGUUGUGGGGAAGAAAUAUCCACGAGGCUCAAAACCACAGCGAUUCACCGUUGGAGCUCCGGGCGAUCCUUUGAGACUCGACGGACUCAAUUGCAACCCCUCGACACGAAGCUGCCUGUUGACGGCUUAAUCCUGUACCCCUCACUUUCGUUUCGCAAAAGCACCUCCGCUCGACAAUGCUCACCGACUGACCGCAAGAGGAUGUCUGCAGACAUGGCGUUCAAAUCCAGCUCCAACGAACGGCUCAAUGAGCUGGGGCUUGCCUCCCCGCGCUCUUCGCUCUCGGAAUCUCCCUUCUCCAGCUUUCCUUCACCUCCCGCUGGCCAAACAAGCUUUAAUUCAACAAUCGGAACAGACAUCCGCUCCACGAUUCAACGGCGGUUCACGACCGAUUCCACAAAGAUUUCACCAUGGAUGGGAUUUGGUCCGCAACCUGUGCCAUUGCCUGAAUCGAUUGAUAUACUGUCAUCUGCCACUCGAAUGCACAAAUCCCAGCUUUUUGAGAAGAAACGACAACAUAUCGAGUACAUGAGAGAACAGAAAAAGAGAUUUGAAGCAGACCUCAAACUUCUCAACCUUCAACAAGAGAAGGAAGAAGAAGAAAUGGACCAGAUCGCUCGAGAUUUGGCACGGACUGGCCUUGGUGGACCGGUCAGCGAGCCAACUACCCCCCCUGAGUAUCACGAUUCAGGAUUUCCCACUGCUCUGUCUCGUCCCGCUCGAUUCUCCAUCUCAAAUGGACAGUCAACCCCUGGUCGUUUUAACAAUUUUUUCUCUCCUCAGCUCACUUCUCCAGCUUCAAAAGCAAGUUCGCCAUUUGGCUUAAACAACAGUGAAUCAAUUACUUCCAGCAUGAAUUCUCGGCGCAAUUCUGAGAAUGAGUUUCAAGCAAAUGGGUUUGGCGCCUAUCGUCCACGACAUAUGAGUAGAUACUCGAUGUCAAACUCUACUUUCCAAUCUUCUGCCCAGUCUACUGCAUCCAAUACCAGCAGCUUCAGCAACUCCUUGGGGUUUGGCGCCUUUUAUACCGGCAAGCAUUCUGUUGAUGAAGAUGAAAAUAAACAUAGAGAGGAGGAGCGCAUGUCAACGCCUGAUGUGAAAAGCUAUUUGCGUUUGACUGAUCCGGAUGAUAAAUUUCCUACUUUAACUCGUCGAAAUGAUGAUCCUAAUGUGUUGUCUGCCAACUCUGCUGCUUUGGAUUUAGCGAAUUCGCGCACUCCUGUCCCUGAGGCAUAUCGUCCGAAUCAACGUCAUCACUCGGCCCACCAGAGUAUGCCACAAACCGCUUUUGGUUGGCUUCACAGUGAAAAUUCAAGUGAUAAAGCGCACAUUCCUACUACCAGCCCUGGAUUGUCCAAUGGAAAUUAUCAUCCUCGCCAUAUCAGUCGCCUCUCAUUAGAGGGAGGAUUCUCGGGAUACAGCUCCUCAGCCACGGGAAACACGCCGUCUCACAGUCGUCCAACCUCCCUACAGAUCUCAUACUCUACAAAUGAUGUCCCAACUAUGAGAAAUGGUGGAUUUCCGACCAAUAUUACCCCUCCAGGAUCAAGCAGUGAUCACCAUAUGAAUGGUGGUAUCAACUCGCUUUCUCAUAAUCCUCACCAGCUCAACGAUACACCCCCCACUCCUCAAUCUGAUCAUAGUGAUCCUAUUUCAAGCAUGCAAUCUGGGUUCCAAGCUACCGCCGCUCCAUUCUCAUCGCAAAUCAAAACUCCCGCCACCAUGUCUACAAAUGUCAGCGGUAGUGCCUCUCCCGCAAAGAACAACUUUCCUCACACUGGUUAUGGAUAUGGAAUGCAGCCCUGGGUCACCAGUCCUGUGCAAACUAACGGCAUGCCACUUGCAAACCACCCUCCAUUUGCACAACCUUUCCCAGCUUAUCCUCGAUUCCUCGACAACCCGGCAAGAGUUAACCAAAUCCGACGCAAUGGCGAGACUGAAGUUGGCGCUUUCUCUCGAUUUGCCAAUGUUCCACUUGAACAGUAUCGAGAUGAACUCUAUGGAUUAUGCAAAGACCAACAUGGUUGUCGUUAUUUGCAGCGGAAACUGGAAGAACGCAUCCCAGAGAAUGUUCAAAUGAUCUUCUUGGAGACACAUAUGCACGUUGUAGAAUUGAUGACAGAUCCAUUUGGCAAUUACCUUUGUCAGAAACUCCUUGAAUUCUCAAAUGAUGAACAGCGCACUGCCCUUAUCAAUAAUGCUGCUCCUCAGUUGGUAUCCAUUGCUCUAAAUCAACAUGGAACUCGUGCGCUUCAAAAAAUGAUUGAGUUCAUUUCCACCCCUGAACAGACUCAAACCGUGAUAAAUGCGUUGCGUGGCAAGGUGGUAGAACUGGUUCAGGACUUGAAUGGGAAUCAUGUGAUCCAAAAGUGUCUGAACCGACUCUCUGUUGCUGAUGCUCAGGAUCCUUUUGGAAACUAUGUUGUUCAGUACAUCUUGGAUCUUGCCGAACCUCAUUUCACAGAGCCUCUCUGUCAAACAUUUGUUGGAAAGGUGUCAAUGCUUUCAAAACAAAAAUUCAGUUCCAAUGUGAUUGAAAAGUGCCCUCGCACCGCCGAAUUUCAAAGCCGACGCCUCCUUAUCCAAGAGAUGCUGCCUGCACAAGAGCUCGAAAGGAUGCUGCGAGAUUCCUUUGCAAAUUAUGUUGUCCAAACUGCAAUGGAUUAUGCCGAUCCCGAAACUCGUGUCGCUCUUAUUGAAGCAAUCCGGCCCAUUCUUCCCGCUAUCCGUCAAACUCCCCACGGACGCCGCAUUGCGGGAAAGAUCAUGAGCAUCGAUUCUCAAAAUCGCACUAAUGGUACCACUAAUGGCCAACUGACUCCUAAUGGCCGCGAUGAGAACGGAAUUUAUCAUCAAGGCAAUGCCUUUUCUAGCCCAACAAUUUCCCAAUACGGACCACAGUUUACCACUAAUAUUUCUGACAACUUGGGCGGUAAUUCCUCUAUGACUGUUAUGACAGGUGAUCCCUCAAUUUCAGGGUCCACUGUCCCGACCACUGAUUCAACCACAACCAUCUUUUGCCCGGUUCCGCAGCAAGGUGCCAGUGUCCUCAACGGAAUUAAUGGCGCCACUCAGGGGUUCAGCCUCUACUAG
Messenger RNA from Uncinocarpus reesii 1704, 3420 nucleotides. RefSeq lists its product as uncharacterized. NCBI's taxonomy places the organism in Eukaryota, Fungi, Ascomycota, Eurotiomycetes, Onygenales, Onygenaceae. The transcript has 11 exons. Gene Ontology annotation, cellular component: cytoplasm. The record is from RefSeq and is a predicted model, not a curated record. Gene Ontology annotation, molecular function: mRNA binding. The coding region runs from base 1 to 3420 and encodes 1139 amino acids. Gene Ontology annotation, biological process: post-transcriptional regulation of gene expression.